AAUAUUAUUUUUGCUUCCAGUAUACUUAUUUUAAAUGUGAGUAUAUAGCAUAAUACUGAAAUUAUGACAAAUAGUUUAUAUAUAGAUAUGAAAAAUAUUAAGUGCGGACUUAUGUAAAUUUGGGAGGAAGAUGGCGGACUGUUGAUUUUCAGUUUUAGAUUCGUAAUGGAAGGAAGUAAAUUAUAAUGCUUUUAAAGGGUUGUCUAGUGUAAUGAGUGAAAAGUCGAGUGGGGUGAAGGGUAAGCCACCAGACAAAAAGGAUAUGGUGGCUUCAGAAAGUAGUCAAAUUGCAACUAAAGAGAAAACAACUGCUAGCAACUCAAACGAAAAUGCAACUUUGGAAAACCAAAAAGUCGAGCCAAAAGUUUCAGAUAAGGCGAAAGAGUCGCGUAGAGUCAUUGACACCAAAUCUUCGAUGAAAGUAAAUGGCAUCAAAUCUGGUGGAACAAGACCCAGAAGGGACGAAGAGCGAAGAUACUACCCUCCUCCAAAAUCUUCAGGCAGGGGUCGAUAUGAAUCGAAAGUUGGAUCAUAUCACGGGUCUACGUCAGCAUCCUCGCCGCGGUCGGAUUCGAAACGUACGGGUGACUCAUCUCGCUAUUUUUCCGAUGAAUCCCGUCUAUCUAAGUACAUCCGUCGUGUGGUCAGAGAAGGUGACAGGGAAAGACGACUUACAGCAGCCAAGCAGUUUAAGGAUUAUCUACGGACUGGAGAGGGAUCAAAGGCUGCUGCAAAGAUUGCUGAUGACAUUUUAGCUGCAUUGCAAGAUAUUUUUUAUGAGAGAACAUCUCGAGAGCUUAAGCUGGAGAUUGCUGCCUGUGUUGGGAUUGUUGGAGGGAGUAUGGGGCACGAUGCACAAAGAUAUUUCCAUUGGCUCUUUGAUCAGACAAACAACGUGAUUGAGGAUGAUAUCAAGUCCCUGUUUCUGGACUCCUUACUAGAGGCCUUGAAGUAUGAUGAGAAGAAGCAGGCUGUUGGAAGUUUGAUGCCGAUGGUGAUGACCAAUGUCCAGACGUUACUGGAGAAUGCGGACACCCCUGAGUUGCUGAUAUCGGUCAUCAAUGUCAUCCUUCAUAUAGCCAAGCAUUACCAGCAUGUGUUUGAUUCUCACUUCAGGGACACAGUUGACAUCCUGGUGGGAUGGCACAUAGACUCCACACAGAAGGACACACUGAUAAACUUCACGUCGUCUGCCCUGAUAGAAUUCCACACAUUCUGGGUAAUGGAUCUGUCCUUUUCCAUCACACUACUAGGGCAGUUCUUGGAAGACAUGGAGGCGUAUGCUGAGGACUUGACGUACAGCGGGUCAGACCACGCCUACGAGGAGGACUGUGUGUGUAAGAUCUCAGCCCUCCUCAAAGUGUUCACAACAGUUGUGAAGAGCCUAGGGGACAGCCUACACCCAGGGAACAGUAGUCAGAUCACACGGGAGUAUAUUGUAGAGGUUCUGGACAGAAUUGUGAAGAGUGUAGAAAUUGUUGUGAAGAACUACUUCUCCGAGUCCGUACUUGUUACAGCCAACAGAUGUGUGUGCCUAUUGGUCCACCAGCUGCAGACAGAUGUGGUCCACAGUAGCUGUCUCCUAUCCUUCAUCCUCACCCAGACUGGACGGGCUGACCUGGUCAGCUACAAGUACAUCCACUCUCUGCUGACCACCAUACAGAAGGUGGUAGAGAUGUAUGGUAUCCAGCUGACUGUGACAUUCCUGUCACAACUCCUCGCGCCAGGCUCACUGCUGCAGCAGUGUCGGUUCUCACAGAGUGAGGAGGUUGUUGAGCAGCUGAUGGCUUUGUACCACGAUAUCAUGGCUCUGAAGAGUGUCCCAUUAUUGGAGGAGGCCUACAAGUUCAUUGUCGGUGACCUACAGCGUGCAUACAACUUGCUGUUAUUGGAGGCCAAGGAGAGAAAGAUGGUUGACCUUAUCCCUGACAACCCUUUCAAAUCCACCCAAUACACCAUUUUGCAUGCGCAGACUGUCUGUGUGUUCAACCUGUGUGCUUUGGCAGAGAUUGGCAACACCAAGAAUAACCUCAUAGCGAUGUGGGCACUGUCCCCCAGUAUAUUUGACCUGAUAGGCCGACAUUUCGACCCGUUGGAGUUGUCGGUGGCGGAGAGAUACCCUGCCAUACAGUAUGCCAUCCUCAAUGCUCUUUUCUCCCAUUGCACCAGGCACGGAAACUUCAUAUCAAGCAGCAGUUUGUUGACACAGAACUCGUAUAAGGAGGGCUCUGUACUGGCAAACGUCAGCCCAACAACCAGCAACAACUUCUCACGAAUCCUCAGACUGCUUACAGGCCUCCUCGCCAGCAACAGUACCUCCUACGAUAGUCGUUGUCUGUGCUUGAAGUGGAUCGGCGACAUCAUUUCCGGUCUCAACAGCAGCACUCAUAUCUUCUCCAUGGACAACUUUGUCGUCCUCAUCAGGGUCGUCAUACACCUGGGUCACAGCCAGGACCUUCAGGUCACCAUGUCAAUCUGUCAGUGUCUACAGAACGUCUUCAAGAUGAACAACAACCUCCCGUCCUCUGUAAUGCAGAGGAGCGUCAAGCUGAGUGUGUAUAAACUGACAGACAACAGAGCGGUGGUGAGGGAAGCCUUCUUCAAACUGCUCAAACUCCUCCCAGUCAACAUUACUACAAGACUGACCAGCCUGCUACACCUGUGUGACGAUAGUGACCAGGCGGUCAGUCUACAGGAGGGUGCUGAGGGGGUCACUGCGGCGUGGCUUGCCAAGAGAUGUCACAUGAAUAAGAUCCCCAGUGGGGGUUUCCACUCCCUCAACUUCAGACAUGUGAUGGCCUUUAUCCUCCACAACAAACAGCCAGUACAAUCUGGAAGCUGGAAUUGGCUGGAAGCAAUGUUCUACAGCUGUCAGUCAUCGACUCCGGACCCGCGGCAUUCCUCGGACUCCUUCAAUCUCAGAGACUUUGUGGAUGGUAAUGAGGGUAUGCUCUGGUUUUGGGCCACGUGGGAGGCUGCCCAGUACUGCAUACUAAAUCGCCUGAGAACACCACUCGGAAAACCUCAGGAAACUUUUACAUCUAUUGAAGGCGUGAUCAAAACAGUGGCCAUUGACAUGCUGAGCCACCUACAGGAGGACACAGACAAAUCAAAGGGAGACCAAAAGAAAGGAGAGAAGAACGGAGAUCUGGGGUGUCACCUCAGGGUCCAGCUCCUGCUGUCAUUCAUGGAACAGCUGGAGAAGUUACUCUACAAUGCCUACGAAGGAUGUGCAGCUGCGAUGCCAAUGGCACCCAAGGUUGUUAGGACAUUCUUCAGAACUAACAAAGCCACAUGUCUGGAGUGGUUGUCAAGGAUACGCUCCAACAUCAUCAAGAUAGCAUUGCAUGCUGGGAUGCCGGCCAUGGCUGUCAGACAGGCUCACGAGCUGCUGAGGGACAUGAAGGAAAACAACAACACACAGACGCCAGAGUUUGAGCAGACAUUGGUGUAUCUGGUACAAGCCCUGUGUGACCUGAAGCAGGCCGACGCUGUGAGUGGACUGUACACCUGGUGUAAGGACCUCACAAGCAAGAAGCUCAGUUUGAUCAAGGCUGCUGUGGAGAAGGCUUCAGGAAGAUAUGAGAGUGCGGCAGCCGAGUUCAAGUCGGUCCUGAAGACCAUGCUGACCACGGACGGCUCCGAGGAAUGGCGUGUGGACGAUGAGGGCGGUCGGGCGACCAGUGAGCUGGUGAUGCCUAAGAGAAUCACCGGUAUCCUCAGUAAACAGACAGCACAGGUACAACAGACUCAGCAUCAGCACGACUCCUCCGUACAUCUCAACAAACUCAACUUAGUUGUCAAUCAGGUUGUCGACUGUUACCAGCGACUGGGUGACUGGGAGUCCGUGCUCGAGUGGCAGGACCAGGUGGUGGAGUAUCGCCAGGACACAAAUCUUAGUGAUGUACAGUCAGCCUUUAAGACCGACGUCGACAUCAACUACAUCAAGGCCCUAUCGUCCUUCGAGCACGAAGACUACGUAGCUGUAAGAGAGAACCUGGAGCUUGUCCCGGGUGUGAGUGACAUCAGUAAGGCAGACAAGGCCCAUACUCCACAACUGUGGAGUCAGGCGCAGAAACUGGACCAGGUCCACAGAAACUUCAUCCAGGUGGCCUCACUCAUGAUGGAACAGUCCAGUGUCAAGGCGGAUAUGGUGCGCUGUCUCUCCCGCGGAGAGAAGCUUGCAGAAAACAUGCUUAGGAUUCAGUCGAUGGAGUGGCCACUCCUCGUGUCCCAGCAAUCCCUCACAGAGCUGGCGGCCAUUGUCACCCUCCGUCAACAGCUGGAGGACAAGAAAAACAAAGCUAUACUGUUGCCCCUGAACGAGACCCUGAAAUUUGAGGAGGGAGAACAUGAUGUCAGUACCUUUCUACAGAUACAGAGGCUGGUCUUGUUACAACAACAGCUCCCGAACCUCGACGAACAGAAUGGACUGAAGAACCAGUUGUUCCAGCUACGGCUGUCUACUGCUUCUCUUGCGCGGAAGCAGAGCAACUUCAACCUGGCAGAGGAACUGCUUCUUUGCCAGAUAGGCACAAUGUUGAAGGACACCACAGAAAAUGGCCGAGUGGUCAGCACAGACGCUCUCCUGCCAGCACUGACCAGACUCCAUACACCUGACCGAGCCUCAAGUCAGUUGGAUAUCCUUAAGGUGGAACGUGAGGGAGCUAAGCUCCUACACAGCAUCGGUCAAAACAAGGAUAGCAUUAACAUCCUGAGCAGUAGUGUGGUGGGGUACAUAUGUAGUGACCUCCAGGUGGACCUCAAAGAUAAAGUGACCCUAACUAGCUGUAGUGAGCUGUCGGCUCGGUCACUCCUCACACUGGUCAAGUGGUUACAGAUUGACUACAAGAUGCUGGUCAGUGUCGCUGGCCAGCUGAAAUUGACCGGUGCUUCAGAGGACAAAGUGAAGGACAGUAAUGUGUCAGCUCUGGUUCACAACCUAAAUUUGUUGUUAGAAACAGAGGAGCGUGGCGCAAAGAAAAAACUCGGCUUGGUUUUGGAGGACAGCGAUCAAGAGCUGAGGAUUGGAGACAAUCCCAUUCUGUCUGACAUUGACAGUGUGGUGGGUCGCAUCCUCCACCUGGGGACCAUGGAAUCAGCCACACUCAGUAAGGCCUGGUUCUCCCUGGCCAGCUGGUGCUACAAGUGGGGAAGAAAAGCUGUUGACAAUGCCAGUCAUGGGUCUGUAGAACUUCUAACAGAUGAAAAGGCUGAAGUGCUGUCACUCCUACCAAAGGGUACAAGUAAUGAAGAAACCGCCAAGGUGUUAAGUGUUCUUAGUCAGAUACACACACAGGUGUCUAACGAGGAGGACAUCGGAGAACAGGACCAGGACGUUUGUGACGAAGGGACGGAGACGACGAGGAAACAGCUACUGUCCUGCUGUCUGUCACUACAGAUAGCGUCCGACGAGUGUAUAGAGGCUCUACUGAACGUGUGGAGGGGAGUGGUUCACCGUGUCUACCACUACUACCAGCUGUCGGCCAAGGCCUACUUCACCUAUCUACAGCUCAAUGGAAUGACGGAGAAGAUUCAGGGUGACGAGGACGGUAAUGUGAUCGCGACUCUACGACUAUUGCGACUCCUGGUGAAGCAUGCGUGGGAGCUGAGGAAUGUCCUGGAGAGUGGUCUGGCUAGUACACACACCGCCCCCUGGAAAGGCAUCAUCCCUCAGCUGUUUUCACGUCUUAGUCAUCCCGAGUCGUACGUAAGACAGAGUAUCUCGGACUUGCUAUGUCGUGUGGCCCAGGAUGCACCCCACCUGAUCGUGUACCCGGCCGUAGUCGGCAGCUCGUCAACAGACAAGUUCACCAAGGAACAGAACAGGAACAACUUACUAAACAACUACCUGGCUGAGCAGCUGGAGGAGGGUGGGGAGGAGGAGCAACAGUCCCAGGAGGAGGAGGGGGAGGAAGAGGACCCCUCCACCACCAUGCUUCAGAACUGUCUCACCUCCAUUGUCGACACCCUCGCUGUCAACAACCCAAGGAUGAUCGGCGAAGUGAAACAGCUUGUGCAGGAGCUCCGACGUAUCACGCUCUUGUGGGACGAACUCUGGCUUGGCACGCUCAAUCAACAACAUCAGGACGUUUCCCGUAAGCUCAGCCAGCUUGAUGCUGAGGUGAAGAAGGUCAUGGCCAACAGCUCGCUGACCAAGGAUGAGAAACUGGCAAUCAUCAAGGAGAAGCACAGGACCAUCAUGAAGCCAACGCUGUAUACAAUGGAGAAACUACAGGAGAUUACCAGUGAAGUACCGGAAACUCCGCACGAGGAGUGGUUCCACGACACUUACGGUAAACUCAUUAACGCUGCCAUGGAGAAACUCAGGAACCCAACCAAUCCCAGCCACCCCAACAGUAGCUGGCAACACUUCAAACAGCUACAUUCAAGCUUGCAGCAGAGGGCUCAGAAACGCAGCAGCCUCAUUCUUAAGAUGGAGAAGAUCAGUCCAAAGCUGGCCUCCCUCAAAAACACGGUCAUCGCCAUGCCUGGUCUGGGUACCUCGGGACGACUUGUAACUGUAGAAUCAGUGUCCAACACCCUGCAGAUACUUCCCACCAAGACUAAGCCCAAGAAACUUGUCUUCAUAGGAUCUGAUGGCAAAAAAUACCCAUACCUGUUCAAAGGCCUAGAGGAUCUCCAUCUUGAUGAGAGGAUCAUGCAGUUUCUCAGUAUCGUCAACAACAUGUUUGCCAGUGCUUCAAAUGGCGACCAACAGUUGUAUAGAGCCCGUCACUACUCUGUGACUCCCCUCGGUCCGCGCUCCGGACUCAUUCAGUGGGUGGACGGAGCCUCACCACUUUUUGGCCUCUACAAACGCUGGCAACAGAGGGACGCCUUGGCUCAGGCCAACAAGUCUGGUAGUGUUAGCAGUUCGACCCAGGCCGCCCAACAACCUAGCAUUGCCCGGCCUAGCGACAUAUUCUACAACAAACUCACGCCUGCCCUUAGGGACAAGGGAGUGACCAACCUGGAAAACAGGAAGGAGUGGCCACUCUCCGUCCUUAGGACUGUUCUUCAGGAACUCAAGGAGGAGACUCCUGGAGACCUCCUGGCACGGGAACUGUGGUGCCACAGUACGGGCUCCAAUGAGUGGUGGCAUGUCACCCAAACCUACGCCCGCUCCACAGCCGUCAUGUCCAUGAUCGGGUACAUCAUCGGCCUGGGUGACCGACAUCUGGACAACGUGUUGGUCGACUUAGCCACUGGGGAGGUGGUACAUAUCGAUUACAAUGUGUGUUUUGAGAAGGGGAAAGGUCUACGAGUCCCUGAGAAAGUGCCCUUCAGAAUGACACAGAACAUAGAGAUGGCUCUCGGGGUCACCGGAAUCGAGGGAACAUUCCGUAUCGCCAGUGAACAUGUGAUGAAGACGAUGAGAAAGGGACGCGAGACACUCCUCACCCUACUGGAGGCAUUCGUCUACGAUCCUCUAGUCGACUGGACGACAGGAAACGAAGGGGGAUAUACAGGUGCUUUCUACGGUGGGGGAAUCUCAGCACUUAGCAAUGCCGGGGAAGGCCGACAGACCAAACACGAGAUGGAAAGGGAGAUAACCACGAGUAUGUUCGCUAUCAGAAUGGCCGAGAUGAAGGCUUCGUGGCAGAAAAACAGAGAUGAGAUGGUAGCAGCCCUUCCCAAACUACAACAACAGGUACAGGGAUGGCUGGGCAUUGCCCAGGCUUACUAUACCAAUCUGAGUAGUCUACAGAGCAUGAAGGAUUUAAAGGAGCUGCUGAGUGAAGCUCUCACCGACCUCAGUAGUACACUGUUCUCGCUCAAGGAUAGGUAUGACGAAUACAUGGUGGUGAAGACGACCAGGGACAGUGUUAACGAGGUGAUGAGGGAGAAGAUCGAGGAGUUCACACACUGGCAGGAGCUGCACAAGCAUGUCAUCCAGACCUUGCAGAGCCACUGCUUCCAGAAGAUGUGUGCUAAUGUCACUAACCCACCCGGAUUGGGUGCUCCAAGCUUCGCUGCCGCGACAGAAUUCCUCCAGGGGGCGGGUCAGAACCAGAUCGUUUUACAGUGUGAACAGCUGGAGACGGAGAUGACCGGCUACAUGCAGCUACAGAGAUCAAACCUCCACCACGCUAUCGACGUCCUCCACACCUACGCAACAAUCGUGUCACAGUUUGGAACAACCUUUUCUGAGCAGAACAGAACAUGUCAUUACCUGUGCUGGCUUCAGGAGUUGAAGUGUGACUUUGCAAGUGAAAGAUGUACAGAUAUUGUUAGCGAGUUCCACGACUUGUACGGAAACCCAGUCAUAUCACCCGCCAAGAUCCAGCUGAUCCUGAACACGGAGACCAAGCUUCAGGCCAUCAGCGCUGACAUCAACGUCCGCAUCGUCAAGCUGAUAGAGAGGCGGAGUACGGAGGCCACGGAGACCAGCGUACUGGAGCUCCAGAUCGAGGAGAACUCUAAGGCUCUCCAGUGUUUUGUACAGGAGAAUGGGUCCAGUGGAUGCUGUAGUCUUAUGGCAUGGAUCAUCGCCGCCCUGUGUACGCUCAAUAAACGCUACAACCAGAUGGAGGGCGCCGCCGCAGGUGCUGGGGACCGCCUGAUGGACCUUACGUCGCGCGACGGAGACUGGUUCCUGGACGAGCUGUGUAGCAUGAGCAGCAAUAUCAUGCAUUACAUCGACAUGCUCAAGAUUAACACCUUGGUCGGCAGUCUAGAACACUUCAAAUCACUCGACCAGGCACUGAUGUCCACACACAACGUUUACAUAGCUCUGCAGGAGCUCAACAUGAACUUCCGCACGAUCAUCCUUCCCGAAGCGCUGAAGGCGAUCCAAGGUGCGGAACCGAGUGUGUGCUCCGCACUGGAGGACAUGGAACGUAUGUUUGCCGAGGCCAGCCACCCCCUGGAGACAAUGGUCUCCCAGCUCGAGAUCCUACACAGGAACGCCAUCAUGGGGAUGGAGAAUGACAGCAUGGAAAUGAUGACAGCAGUGAAGAGAAUGCGACUCCAGUACAACGAUCUACUGGAGGGCCAAGACGUUGAUUCCAAGGAGCUAAGCCCUGGGCAGAUGCUACUGAUGGGCUUCAACGGUCUGUUUACCCGCCUGGAACACGAGUUCUCCGACCUGAUGGAGGCGAUGGACUAUCUUCAGGUCCCAGACGUCUGGCGCAAGGUCGACGCUGUCAGGGAGGGCAAGUCAAUGCAGCUGUCUUCCUUCACACGGAGUACGAGGGGGUACCUGUCCAGUCUCUUCUUCAUCAAACGACUUCAGGCCAUGAGGGAGUUCUUCCACAUGUGUACCCAGUUUGCCGUCAAUCUACAAGGAUUAGAGGGAGGUAACUGUUUUGAUGAUGAACAACUGUCCAAACCCAUCAAGAAGUUCAUCGCCGAGUAUGUCAGAAAACAGGUGAUCGGAUUCCCGUCCCAGAUCCUCGGCUACCUGGUGUGUGUAUUUGUGAAUGCCCUGGGCUUGAAUGUGACUGCAGAGAUCGACCUUAAGGACGUGGGCGCGGAGUCGAAAGUCCCGCUAGAAGACUUGAGGAAGAAAGCUGUGGACGUUUGUCUCCGAAAUGGUCAGUUCCAGCACCUCCACUUUACCCAGGCCAGCGCACUGACCAACACACUGGACACAUCCUGGAGAAGGCAUGACCUGGCCAGACGCCUGGAUUCCAACAUCGAGGUCAUGAAGGCAAGUCUACAGCGCGCCCACCUCCAGUUAACACGCCUACUCUGGCUGCACGAGGACGCAUUCUCACAGGGUGGUCGCCAUGUCAACACUCUCGCCAUUCCAAACCGCUCCACCGUCAUGUCUGAGAUGCGGAAGUGUAUGCAGUCGUUGGUGGGCCAGGAGACCGGCUUCAGCUCGUGCCAGGCGCGGUACGCCCAGCUGGAGGCCAGCAUCAUACAGAGGCUUAAGUGGGCCGCAGGAGCUAACCCCUCGCUCAACCUCAUCCUUCAACAGUUUGAGGAGGACAGCACCUACAGGAAACAGCUAUACGAGGAUGAGAGUAAACAGUGUACGGAGGUGGUCAGUUUGUGUCAGGGGAUACUUCACCUUGAGGCUCUACGUACCAGGACCCCCGAGGCUCUCACCUCCGACACCAAUUUCCUCAACCUCAUCAACAGGUGUAACGAGAGUUGUUUGAUAGCGGCGUCCACAGACAGUACGGUGACAGAGCUGGAGAUACUGCUGAUGAGCACCAAGCCCCCAAGUGAGGAGGAGAGGACAAACCACACCUGGUUACAGGAAUGUCAUGAAGAUAUCACUGAACAGAUCACCCUGCUCAAACAGGAAGUCGACACCUUGAAAAAAGAAAUGGAUAUCUCAAAGGAUAACAUCAAGAAGGAGUCGUUGUCGAUCCGCGGAAUUCUGAGUACUCACCACAAACUGAUGUCAGAAAUCAGAACCAUACUCAAGUCUAUGGCCAAGCAAGAGGAACAAGACAUGGGAGACUUGUCUGUGGCAGGGAGUGUACGCGAGUACUUGUCCGUCUACAAAAACUUCUCCGAGAAUUUCACCACAGCUCUGAAGAUCGUCAUCACAGAGGACGUACUGAAGGAGGGGAUGGCCGAGGCAGACUCCAUCAUCGACUCCCUCAUCACUCAGGUGUCUCAAAUUUACGACGAUCUUGUCAACCUAGCGCCGCCCUUGUUAUCCCUGGAGGAUAACCAGGAGUCUGCGGACUACAACUUCAUGUCAGUGGUGAAGAAAUCAGAACUGCGAGACAUGCCGAGUCCAUGUAGGAAGAGUAUUCAGGCACAGAGGGAUACGAGCAACACCCCUCCCUACAGCUCCCAGGCUGGGGCCCUCGCUAAGAUCACAGGGCCAGUUAGCACAAAGAAACCAGAGAAGUUGUCACGAGACCCGAGGACAGGCAAAGCCAUCCAAGAGAGAAACUCGUACGCAGUCAGUGUGUGGAGACGGGUCAAGAUGAAACUGGAUGGGCGCGACCCGGACAUUAACAAACGCUUGUCUGUGGCGGAACAGGUGGACUUCGUAAUCAAGGAAGCCACCAACCUGGACAACCUGUCAGUGUUGUACGAGGGAUGGACACCCUGGGUGUGAACAACGACCUAUGGAAGUAUACUCCAGGCCAAAGUCAAAGUCGCUACAGGCAACAAAUCCUCGCAGACCCUUCAUUGGUCCCAUCUCUACAAGCCGUGCAGUCGCAGACUUGCGGUUUGAAAUGAGUGGAGAGGAUGUCUGGAAAGGCGAAAGCCCAGCUGUACAUCCAAGCGGAUUGUCAAGCGUGACCAUCACAUAGAAAGCUCAACAAAUAUAUGCUCCCGGGCCCUGCCGGAGGGCCCUGUAUACGAGAGCGAGUUUUGCUUUUCUGUGGAGAUAGCUCUGAUCGAUAAAAACCAUAAUAGCUAACGGCACUCGAAUCUGUCGCAUGAGGAAAAAAGGAUGUCACCACUAAUAGUAUUACAGAAAGUCUUGGAGAAGGUUUAACUAAAGAGAAAAGGUAAGAGACUCUCUGGUGACUCGUUUUGCACUUAGAUAGCAAGAUGAAUUACCAGUAAUAAUUAAUGGAGGAAAUGUUACGGAAGGUUGUGCGAGCAGACGACAGACAGAAAAGUUAACUGACAAGAUCAGACAUCAACGCUAAACUUUUUUUCCAGGAAAAAAGUUUUGUUGCUUAAAGAAGACGCAAGAAACAUUAGAAUAUUUCCAUGUGCUAAAACGUGUGUUACUCCAAAGGACGGUUUUACUGCGAUGGGGGCGGUAGAUGUUGAGAGAUCUGCCGGGAUGAGUCGAGAGGAAAAUCCUGACACUGGAUGAUAUAGCUCAGGAUUUGGAAGUGCACAAAAUAGAGAGAGAAAAAAAACUAUUGUUGUAAAUAUGGACAAGAAAUUGUCGACCAUGUACCUAUGUUUAAGCCAUAGAGAGACGUCCCCGACAAUCCAUACUGUAGGAAAGCUCGUGAGCCAAGCGGAAGCAAGACUAGAUUUGUUUAGUGUGCUGGUGAGCCGUGGCUUUGAAUACUCUAUGGUUUGUAGGGAGUUGUCUACUUAUGUACUUUUGUAUUGUCUAAUGUAAAAAAAAAAAUGAUGUAAAAUUUGGCUUUUAUUGUUUUCAACAUUAUGUGUGAACAAUUAUUUUUUG
This is a messenger RNA of Mizuhopecten yessoensis (Yesso scallop), 12073 nucleotides long. RefSeq names its product serine/threonine-protein kinase SMG1-like. The record is from RefSeq and is a predicted model, not a curated record. Gene Ontology annotation, cellular component: nucleus. The transcript has 74 exons. Gene Ontology annotation, biological process: nuclear-transcribed mRNA catabolic process, nonsense-mediated decay; phosphorylation. Gene Ontology annotation, molecular function: protein serine/threonine kinase activity; protein binding. The coding region runs from base 212 to 11032 and encodes 3606 amino acids. NCBI's taxonomy places the organism in Eukaryota, Metazoa, Mollusca, Bivalvia, Pectinida, Pectinidae.